This is a messenger RNA of Panthera uncia (snow leopard), 1143 nucleotides long. It is a transcript of the gene NUDT21, whose product is annotated as nudix hydrolase 21. The record is from RefSeq and is a predicted model, not a curated record. Bases 142 to 825 code for a protein of 227 amino acids. Gene Ontology annotation, molecular function: mRNA binding. Lineage: Eukaryota; Metazoa; Chordata; Mammalia; Carnivora; Felidae. The transcript has 7 exons. Gene Ontology annotation, cellular component: mRNA cleavage factor complex.
CGUGCCUUUACCUCCUCUUGCGCUCUCAUGUUAAUGGCGGGUGGCGUCUGCUGAGGAGAACGCGAAUAACCGCUCCCGGCGCAGGGAAAGUCUCCCUGCCUGCCCCAUUUCCUCUCGCCGCCAGUAUUCGAGCUAGUCAGCAUGUCCGUGGUGCCGCCCAAUCGCUCACAAACCGGCUGGCCCCGAGGGGUCAACCAGUUCGGCAACAAGUACAUCCAGCAGACGAAGCCCCUCACCCUGGAACGAACCAUCAAUCUGUACCCUCUUACCAAUUAUACUUUUGGUACAAAAGAGCCCCUCUAUGAGAAGGACAGCUCUGUUGCAGCCAGAUUUCAGCGCAUGAGGGAGGAAUUUGAUAAAAUUGGAAUGAGAAGGACCGUAGAAGGGGUUCUGAUUGUCCAUGAACACCGGCUACCACAUGUGUUACUGCUGCAGCUGGGCACAACUUUCUUCAAAUUACCUGGUGGUGAACUUAACCCUGGAGAAGAUGAAGUUGAAGGACUAAAACGCUUAAUGACAGAGAUCCUGGGUCGUCAAGAUGGAGUCCUGCAAGACUGGGUCAUUGAUGACUGCAUUGGUAACUGGUGGAGACCAAAUUUUGAACCUCCUCAGUAUCCGUAUAUUCCUGCACAUAUUACAAAACCUAAGGAACAUAAGAAGUUGUUUUUGGUUCAACUUCAAGAGAAAGCCUUGUUUGCAGUCCCUAAAAAUUACAAGCUUGUAGCUGCACCAUUGUUUGAAUUAUAUGACAAUGCACCAGGAUAUGGACCCAUCAUUUCCAGUCUCCCUCAGCUUCUGAGCAGGUUCAAUUUUAUAUACAACUGAAUUCCUGCACAGUGGAGAAGUAAAAGAAGCCGUCUCUGUGAGCACAGCUAUAACACAUUGUAGAAUAAACAUGGUAGACAAGGUUUUUUUUGGUUUUGUUUUGUUUUGUUUUUUAUCUCGUCCCCAAUCCCUAAAUUGCUACCUACUUUCUGUUUGAAUAGUAAAGUUAAUAUGAAGAACUAGAUAGUGGUGUAAACAAAUGUGAUAAAGUUUAAUUUACUUUUGGUUCUACUCCUACUUUUUGUACAACAUUAAAGAGUAUGGACUUCUUUCUAUUUGUAUUUUUGUUUUUCACAUUAAACUUGGAAAAUUCUUACA